Messenger RNA from Nerophis lumbriciformis (worm pipefish), 894 nucleotides. NCBI's taxonomy places the organism in Eukaryota, Metazoa, Chordata, Actinopteri, Syngnathiformes, Syngnathidae. The record is from RefSeq and is a predicted model, not a curated record.
AUGAGCCAGGCCAAAGAACUUCGGUUACAACACGACGGCCGCUCGAUUGCCGGGCUGGUUUGGGGUGAUGACAACCUGCCGAAGAUGCUCGCGUUGCACGGUUGGCAGGAUAAUGCCGGGAGUUUUAGUCGCCUUGCGCCGCUGUUGGCCAAGCAACACCAUAUUGUCGCCAUAGACUUGACCGGACAUGGCCAAAGCAGCCGAUUGCCGGCCGGUGCUUGGUACCACCAUGUCGAUUACCUGACCGAAGUACUGGCGGUUGUCGAACAACUCGGUUGGUCGCGGUUGGACCUAGUCGGGCACUCGAUGGGUGGUGCGUUGGCGGCGCUUUGGGCGGCGGCGUUGCCGGAACGAGUUGAGCGACUCAUUUGCAUCGACUCACUGGGUUCAGUCACCGAUAGCCUGGACAACACGGUCGGCCGCCUGCGCAAGGCGCUGACCGAGCGCCAGCAGUGGCAAGACGGCACUCGUGGCAGGGUUUACUCCGAUAGAGCUGCUGCAGUUGCCGCCCGCUGUCGUAGUGGCGCGCUGUCGCAAAUGGGAGCGAGCGACCUGGCCGAGCGCGGCCUCGAACAGCUCACAGAUGGCUACCACUGGAGCGUUGAUCGUCGCCAACGCGUGUCCAGCAUCACGCAGUUUACUGAGCAGCAGAUUCAAAAGGUGUUGAGCGCCUGCGUCAAACCAACGUUGGUCAUCCACGCUCGCGACAGCGCCUUCAAGUUGCCUGCAGAGAUCUUCAAGGCCCGCCUGGCCGCUAUGCCUGCGACCACUAAGAUAGAGUUAGCCGGUGGCCAUCAUCUGCACAUCGAGCGAGCUGUGGCAGUAGCUGAGUGCAUUGAAGACUUCCUGCAGACUCAUCCAUUAGCUAGCGCGCCGGAACGGCCUGAAGGGUAA